Cheilinus undulatus (humphead wrasse) is the source of this 1734-nucleotide messenger RNA. Its product is annotated as CUB and zona pellucida-like domain-containing protein 1. Lineage: Eukaryota; Metazoa; Chordata; Actinopteri; Labriformes; Labridae. The record is from RefSeq and is a predicted model, not a curated record. The coding region runs from base 1 to 1734 and encodes 577 amino acids. The transcript is spliced from 10 exons.
AUGGUUUCAAACCACAACAACAGCUGCACCAACUACAACUACAACAGCUGCACCAACUACAACACCAUGGUGGUGGUGGACAACCACAACUACAGCUGCACAACCUGCAACAACAUGGUGGUGGUGGACAACCACAACUACAGCUGCACCAACUACAACGCCAUGGUGGUGGUGGACAACCACAACUACAGCUGCACCAACUACAACGCCAUGGUGGUGGUGGACAACCACAACUACAGCUGCACAACCUGCAACAACAUGGUGGUGGUGGACAACCACAACUACAGCUGCACCAACUACAACUACAACAGCUGCACCAACAACCUCUCCUCUCAGCAAACUACCACUGCAUUUCUCCUUUCUUGGCUCAGGAAAACAGUUGAUAGACCUGUUCCUUCAUGUCAGCCGGGACAGUACCUGCCCCAGUAUCUGAGCCCAACUCCUGAAAACGGAGUACAUAUUCAUGCAGAGGUUGGCAAAGAAGUGCAGAUCAGAGUCAAAGCAAAAUCCUCAUUUGCAACAAUACAGAACAUCAUCUUCAGUGGGCCACAGGGCACCAAAAAGAGCACUACUAUCAACAAGGAGUUCAUCAUUUCAUGGGCACCAUCCUCCUAUCACCUGGGAAAUCAUUACGUCAUCUGCUUCGCUGUGGAAUCAGUGAGUGGGAGUAACAUCUAUCAGUCAGACAUGAGGUGUGUAAUCGUGGAUGUCGAAACAAAGCAAGUGGAGUCAAAUGUGAUCUGCAGCCAGUCCACAAUGAGGAUAGAGAUCAAGAAAUCUUCAUUUCCUCGGCUCAGUGAGGACCAUUUACAUCUCAAUGACCCGUCCAACAUCAUUUGCAGCCUGAAGACUCACUCCAACAGCACCCAUGUCAUCGGCAUCGUCCCCCUGCAUGGCUGUGGCACCCAGAUCGAGGAAGAUAAUGACUACCUUAAGUUCAAGAAUGAAAUCACCACGUUUGACAACCUCAAGGACGUGAUCACCAGGAAACACCUGCUGGAGGUUCAGUUCUACUGUCAGUACCCCAAACGAGGAAACGUGACUCAGAGCUUCUUGGCCCACAGGAAGAGCGUCACAGUGUGGGAGAAAGGCUUCGGCAGGUUCACGUACCAGUAUGAGUUUUAUCCUAAUGCUCAGUUCCACACCAUGAUUGAUCCCAAAUACUACCCUCUGGAGUACGACUUAGGGGGUCGGAUCUUCAUGCAGAUCGAGGCAAAGACUACGGUCAACAACACCCAGCUGUUUGUGGAGUCGUGCAGAGCUGCACCGUAUGACAACCCCAACUCCAAACCAGUCUACUCCAUCAUUGAGAACGGGUGCAUGGAGGACUCGACUGUUCAAAUCCACACCCCCGACCACCCGAGGCAGUUCAGAUUCAGCAUGGAGGCCUUCAAGUUCAUCGGAGUGCAUAACCAGGUGUACAUCACCUGUCAGGUCAUGAUGUGUCAGGCUGGAAACCCCAACAGCAGGUGCUCACAGGGGUGCAGGCGAAACGUACACAGACAUAAGAGAGAGGCUGCCACCCAGACUUCAAUGCACCUCAUUUCCCAGGGUCCACUGCGCUUGAGCAGGUCAGCUGUGAGAACAGAGAGCCCAGUGAUGAACCUGAAUCUGAACAUGGCGUUCAUCGCCGGAUGUCUUCUUGCAGCCGUUGGCAUGAUCAGCGGAGUGACCUUGUACAAAGCCAGAGUAUCAAGGGUCAAAUACCAGCCUCUGUCUAUGUCUGAAAGUUAA